GAGAGAGAGAGAGAGAGUGUGUGUGUGAGAGUUUAUGUGUGCAUGCAGGCAUCCUGUUCACGCUGGCUUUCUUGCAUGCAGUGAUGACGCUCACUCUCACAAAAGCCAAAGUGGAACUAGAAGCCAUUUCGUGUGCAUGAGGUCUGGCUUAAGCUCCAUCUAACAAGCGCUGGGAGAGAUAUUGAUAAAAAAAAGAAAAGAUGUCUCAAAAUUAUGUUCAUCUAAUUGCUUUUGCUCUUGUGGCUGUGUUGUGCGUCUGCACUGUCACAAGUGUUUCAGGCUCUGCUGCAGGGCAAGCAAAAGACAACGUGACCUGUCAUGGGAAUUGUUCUGAAUCUAAAUCUGAGAUAGUAAACUCAAUCUCACAGCUGAACGAGAGCACCACCCCUAGCGCCGACCCACCAUCUCCUCACAGCAACAGCACACACAGACAUGAUCACAGCAACUUCACAGACACUGAGGGCCCAGAAGAAAAUAAACAGAAUGUCACCACCAGAAUCAGCACAGGAUCUACCACCACGAGAUCUGCCACCACAGGAUCUACCACCACGGGAUCUACCACCACGGGAUCUACCACCACGGGAUCUACCACCACGGGAUCUGCCGCUACGGACUCAGAAUCAGGUGGAAAUAGUAGAAGUACAGGGAUCUUCUUUCUCAUCUUGAUCUUAAUUAUCAUCAUCAUCCUUGCUGUCAUUUUGUACAUUCUUUGGAAAAAGGGAAAGAGAUACUCCUUUGACCUGAUGAAUGGCGAGCAUGACACUCCACUCACAGGAGUGCCGAUAGGAACCUUCGAACAAACCAAAGGAUCUACUACGAAUCUGGACGACAUUCAGGAGGAUAAUCCUGACAAAACCAAUCCUGUAGCCAACGGAUGUUCUGGAGAGACGCCGGACCAGACAUCAUGCUCUGAUCAGCAGAAUGUUCCAGAAGAGGACAGCUUCACAUCUGAUUUGAAUCUGAAUUUGAAUUCGCCCGGAAAGAAGGUGGAGUUUAAUCUGGAUCUGGAGCUGAUUGGUGUAGAACCUGAACUGGAGAAACAAGCCACAGACGAACCUACAGACAACGACAAUGAGAACAACAACAAUGACACAAACACCGGGAAUGAUUCUGCGGACCUCUUUACUGAAAUUAACUUGGAUGACACACAGUAAAACCCAGAUGCACUUUGCAGACCACAAGGGGGCCCACUGCAAACACCUGUUCCUUAUUCUCAAAAGAUAUUGUUUCAAUGUUAGAAAUUCUGACAAAUAUGACAAAUAUAAUAAGUGAUAAGUGGUUUUACAUACUCUAUUACAAUAAUUAUAAAUACUUACUUACGGGGCCCCGUGGUGGCCUGGGGGCCUAAGCAACUGCUUAAGCUGUGUUCACACUAGCAGGUGACAAGUCGCUCAUGUCGCUUGUAGUUUGUUUCAUGGGCGUGGAGUGAGCGCUACUGUUGUCACUUGUGGGCGUUUACCAUCCCUCCAGUGAUUUUAACUUCUGUGAGAAAGGGUAGUCACCAAAAUCGUGCACAAUUUACUACACUGGAAUGUAUUUAAAAUGUAUUCUAGUAUUUUGAAGUGAAAAAAGAGUGAAAUUGAUUGUUGAUGUAUGUCACUUGCCAGGCUUUGUUAGCAGAUUAGCAGCACAAGCUAACUCUACUAGCUGCAUACACUUACCAGAGACAGCACUAUAUAUCUAUUAGAUAUAACUAUAGAUACAGAUAUAGCCUAUAUAUCUAUUUAUAUAUCUUAUUCUAACCAGUUAAUCACAAAUUAAGUAGCGCUCUAAUCAGUGAAGAACUGAAAAAAUGUCAUAUCGAACUCACCAUAUGAUUAGUCCAGGCAAUCAUUGAACCCAAUCAUUUGGAUUUGACGCUUUACAGAGUCAUAUCUAAUUUGCAUCAAGUUGAGAAACUAUCAACUCGCAUGCUGCUUUGUCACUGCUGCUGUCGUACAUUACUGCAUGUACAUAGAAAAUGAAACUGCCGCUUUGUCGCUCGUUAGUGUGAAUAAAGGGUAAUACCGCUUGCACUUAUAAACAGCCCUGGCCAAGACCGUAAACUUUUCAAAACCAGUUCAAUGUUAAGUAUUUUUCAAAAGGACAAUAGGAUUCCAGUGAGUUUUUACCUCACAUACACUGUCUGACCAUAGAAACUUCUAUUUUUGUAUUUUUUUAUGAACAUAUGUGGUAGUAUAGUUGAUUACAGAAGAAGAAGCCUAAAAAAAAUGAUCUUUGUUAUUAAUGAAACUGUACGUGUUAGUGAUGGCUUAACUACUAAUGGUCAUAUAGAGGAUUGUUUUUUUGGGUGUCACAGACAAUGACUGAAAUGAACAAAAUCCUAUUUUUAUAUCAGAAUGUUUGAUAUUCCUUCUGCAUUCUCAAAACUGUAAAUUUACUACUUAAUGAAUAAACUAUAGCAACAAAAAUGCAGGUUUCCUUUU
Molecule: messenger RNA, 2426 nt
Organism: Pangasianodon hypophthalmus (striped catfish)
Lineage: Eukaryota; Metazoa; Chordata; Actinopteri; Siluriformes; Pangasiidae
Exons: 8
Coding region: 201-1154 (317 amino acids)
Source: RefSeq, a predicted model, not a curated record